AUGCACUUCGAAGAGUCAUGCUUCAACAGAACUCUCGAUGUGACAAGGUUACAUGACAAUGUAGUGCCCUCAUCUUCUCUUAUAAUUUCCAAUAAAACAAGCGGAGCUGUUUUGCGUGAAAAACAAAAUAAACCAGAGUCAACCUGUUCAAUGGAGUUGAAGUUGCCUGAUGAUAAUUUAAUCGAAAAUGUACCUGUAAAGAUUCAGCAACCAAGUGAAAAAGUAAAGAUUCUUACAAAGAAAUAUGAUUUGCUAAAGCGAAAAGUGAGAAGUUUAAAUGAAAAAAAAAAGGAGACGGGAUGGAAAGAUUGCUCUCUUUUCUAA
Messenger RNA from Parnassius apollo (apollo), 324 nucleotides. The record is from the annotation of a GenBank genome assembly. NCBI's taxonomy places the organism in Eukaryota, Metazoa, Arthropoda, Insecta, Lepidoptera, Papilionidae.